Podarcis lilfordi (Lilford's wall lizard) is the source of this 21390-nucleotide messenger RNA. NCBI's taxonomy places the organism in Eukaryota, Metazoa, Chordata, Lepidosauria, Squamata, Lacertidae. The record is from the annotation of a GenBank genome assembly.
GGGGGGGACUAUAAAGAUAUCCUUUAUAUUCUUAUUUAACUAUUAAAAGUGAUUAUCACCACAUUGCCUACCGGAAAGUAAAUCUUGCUCAGUUCAAUGAGCCUUUAUUCUGACACAUAUUUUGCACCGUGGGGAUAGCUCAGUUGCAGGGGAUAGAGCACCAGACGCUUAACCUCAGGGUCGCGGGUUCGAGUCCCACAUUGGGCAAAAGAUUCCUGCAUUGCAGGGGGUUGGACUAGAGGGCCUCGUGGCCCCUUCCAACUCUACAAUUCCAUGAGUCUAAGUAAGUAGGUAUUGGGUUGCGGGCUUAAGCUCCCUACAUGGGUUUUAACAUUAAUGCAGAUGUUGUACAAUAAAAAGGAACAGAUCCCACGUAACAGGGAUAAGAUAAGACUAUCAAUGGCUAGCUCUGCUUCCAUGGUCAGAGGCAGAAACGGACCCUCUAGCUGUCCCUAUUUUCUAGUAACAGUCCUGGAUUUACAGGUUUCUGAUUUGAUCCUGGAAUGUCCCACUUUUCCUAAAGACGUCCCUAUUUUCAUCGGAGAAAUGUUGGAGCGUAUGGAGUUAUGCAACCCCUGAGCCAAGCAGAUAAGUAACUAUACAACCUUUAGAAGACAUCUGAAAGCAGGCCUACGUAGAGAUUUUUUUCUUAGAAAAUGUUUACUGCUUCAUUAUGUUUUUAUCUAUGUUGGAAGCUGUCCAGAGUGCCUGGGGCAACCCAGUCAGAUGGCAGGAUACAAAUAAUAAAUUAUGAUGAUUAUCAUCAUCAUCAUCAUCAUCAUGAAAUAAGAUGUCCCAUUUUUCAUUGGGAAAAUGUUGGAGGGUAUGCAGUAAUGCUUCUGAAUGCCAGUUGCUGGAAACCAUAGCAGGGAGAGCACUCUUGUGCUUGGGUUCUGCUUGCAAGUUUCCCAUCAGCGCAUCUGAGCGGCCACUGCGCAAACAGGAAGCUGGACUAGAUGGGCCACUGGAGUGUUAGCCAGCAUGCUCUUCAUAGGCUCUUUCUCAGCCUGCGGGCUGCAUUCCCUGCUAGGCCACAUACCAGUGAUGUGUGGGGCCAGAGGCAAGAAAUGAAUGCAAUUUUUACCUUGGUAUGGUAGGCUAGUUUCUACACCCACACCCACCCCACCCCCUUCUCUAGCCUCCUUCCAGGCAAGCAAGGGGCAUUAUUAGAGUGCAGUGCCAGUGUCGCGUGUGGAGAAAGUUAUGAGGGGCCAGAUAUAGACUUCUGGAGGGCCACAUUGGGCCUCUGGGCCUGAGUUUCCCCAUCCCUGCCCUACAGUGUGGGGGUGACUUGUUUUUAGACCAAGCCUUCUAAGAAGGAGCCCAUCUGUAGUAGCUGCCUCAUAUUGAUGCUCAGUUUUCAAAGGCUACCUAGAGCAUCUCUCCUUGCAAAACACCCCUUAUCUUAUCGUUAACUUAUCACUGUCUUUGCAUCCUGACUCCCCCACAAUGCAUCUUCUUUUUUCCUUUGGUUGUUCAAAUUCCUGGUGCAUUUUUCUGCCUAUAACUUGUUAUCUUCUCAGUUCUAAGGCAAGCUUAGCAUUAGCUUGUCAAAAUCUAGCCUUCCUUUCUUGGCAUGCUGUUGAUUUUUAUUUUAUUUUUUGGCAAGCAAGUUUGAGUAAGGAGCAUCUCUUGGGUACAUUUCUCUCCGCCCCUGGAUGUUUGCCUUAAUUGCAUUUUAAACUCCCCCUUGCCUUCCCACCUCGCUCAGAGCUGUGUAUGUGCAUUAUCAUUAAUAGCAUUUGUUUCCCCCCUCUGCUUCCAAAACAGCUUACAUAACAUUCAGCUAAAACAAGACAGCCCCUGCCUACAAGCUUACAAUCUAAAAGGCACAACACAAAAGGAAAAAUUCUUAGGAGAAGCGCCCAGGGUGGCGAAGGAAUGUAAUCUUGGAUUCUAAGUAGGUGCUCUUUUAAUCCAUUGGUGGUACUGAGACACAGUGCGGGGAUCCUGCUAGCAAAAGGCCGAGGGAGGUGAUUUUUGCCAAUUUCUGCUGCAGCCACUUGAUCUGCCGCCCAUGCUGCCUUUGGUGGAAAGAGUUCCCCAAUCCAGCAGGGAUUUCUGGGGAGUACAAACUCCAGAGGCUGCAGGGGGAGUUGGGGGUGAUCACCUUCUGCAAGCAGAAGCCCAACUAGGAUCCAAGACAUUGCCUUACGCCAUUUCAUAGAAUCAUAGAGUUGGAAGAGACCACAAGGGCCAUCGAGUCCAACCCCCUGCCAAGCAGGAAACACCAUCAGAGCACUCCUGACAUAUCCUUGUCAAGCCUCUGCUUAAAGACCUCCAAAGAAGGGAUUGUUUGUCCUCACAACAAUCCCAUGAGGUAGGUUCACUAGGCUAGGAGACAGAGAGAGUACAGUGCAGCUAAUCCUACCUAACCCAGUGGGAAUUUGAAUCUGGCCUCCUGUGUAUCCCUCCCAGAAAUAUAGAAGAAUUGGAAGGGACCACGAGGAUCAUCUAGUUCAACCCCCUGCAAUGGAGGAAUUUCUCAAAGCUAAUAAUAACAAAUAAUAAUAAAUUUUUAUUUAUAUCCCACCCUCCCUGGCCAGAGCCGGGCUCAGGGCGGCUAACACCAAUAAAAUAAAAUCUCAGUAAAAACAUAAUAGGGGGAAAAGAGAGGGAGAAAAAAACCCAAUUUAAAAUACAGUUUAAAAUGCAAUUUAACAUGCAGCCUCAUUUUAAAAUAGCUGAUAAAUCAAGACCAUAAGGGGAGGGAAACAUAAGGGUCAGACCGAGUCCAAACCAAAGGCCAGGCGGAACAGCUCUGUCUUGCAGGCCCUGCAGAAAGAUGUCAAGUCCCGCAGGGCCCUAGACUCUUGUGACAGAGCAUUCCACCACGUCGGGGCCAGUGCUGAAAAGGCCCUGGCCCUAGUUGAAACCCAUCUAACCUCCUUGAGGCUCAGGACCACCAAAGUGUUGUUAUUUGUGGACCUUAAGGUCAGUGGUAGAGCAUCUUCCUGUGGGACAUAAAAGGUCUCAGGUUCAGCAUCUUCAAACAGGCCUGCCUGAAAUCCAGGGGAGCUGCUGCAGGUCUGUGUUGGCAGUACUAAGCUAGAUGCGCUCAUGGCCUGGUUCUCCAGCUGCUCUUUCUAAGGCAGGUUAAAUGCGGCAAUUAAUUUGGAGUGGGGGAAAUUCCACAGGGAUUCUUUCCCAUUUUUUUCCUGGAUGAUAGGCAGGGUCAGGUGGAUUGAACUGGUGAUCAUGCCGAUUGCCUGCCCGCCCCAUUAUCAGGACAAUUGUCAAUUAAUGAUUAAUCAGAACGCUGGGCCCAGGGAACAUUCAGAAGGAGCAAGCUGACCCCAUGGCAGGACGUGAGUGGGGCUGCUGUGGGUGGGCAGAUUUUGGGAGUGGGGGGGGGGGUUAGAAAUGACAAUGAAGGGAAGGGAACAGUUCCUAAGCCAGGCAACGGAAAUAAGAGUCCAGGAGCAAAUACUAUUUGUAGGGUGGGUGGAAAUUAGUGGGGUUUCUUUCCUGGCUUCCCAAAGGCACAGAAGGCAGAGAGAAGCCUGGAAUAUGGCAACAGGACGCACUGUCACCCACACCCCAAAUACUUCACAAAAGAAACUGAGGUCUCAGGAGGGUCCUCUUAAGUCCCCUCGGCAGACCCUUGGUUGUCUCUUGUUUGAACUAUUUUCUCCUCUUUGCUGUUUCAACCUCUCACCUCGAUCCUCUCUCCUCUGUCCAGCCGUCUGCUGCCAAAGUCCUCUGGCCUCUGGCAUCAAAGGGACGCUCCUCUUUCAGUCUCAGCACUGGUUUCUUUUGUCUUCUUCCCAAAUCCAGCACCGACUCCUUGUUCUUGCCUUGGGUUCUUAGCCAUUGCACGACACGCUGACACAUCGCUGGUGCAUCCUUUCCUGUGAACUUUCUUCUGCAGCAUCACCACCAUCUACCACCCAAAGGUCUCCUGCCUCCUCAAAUGUUUCACACCCCUCCCCCCGCUUUCUGCCUUGCUAACUCAUAAGCUUGCCAUUGCUCCCCCACCCCCAAAAAUAAAAUCAAGUAAAUAAAUAAAAACACUUAACUAAAACUAUGAAUGAUCAGACUGUUUGAAACUGAAAUGCUUGCUGAGGUCACAUGGAAGAUGUUGCGGCGCAUUCUGGCGAGGCAACUGGUGAACUGACCAAUCGCGUUGCAGGUCGCUCGGUUCUGGAAUAGGACAGGUGGACGUGUCCAGCCACCCCCACCCCAACAUAAAUCCUGGCUAUGUUCUUGGAGCAGUGGCAGAACUCCCUAGCUCCCAUGCUGUUUACCAAACCUGGGAGAACCCUCAUUGGCACUCAUGUUGGGGAGGGUUUUUAUGUGGGAUAUGAUCAGUGCUUUUUUUUCUGGGGGGGUGAGAGGGGUAUGCACACCCCUAAACAUUUUGUGAGUCUAAUGGGAGAAGAAAUUUAAAAAAAUUAAAUUUUUAGUUUCUUCUCUAGCACAGUGAAUUGUCAGUUCCGUUGCUACCCCUGAUGGUGGCCUUUUGUCCAUUUACUGUAUUUAUUUCCCCUAAUUUGAACUAUAAAAUGGUGAUUUUCUUGAGUCAAAAUGAGAGUACCCCUAAACAUUUUUAUUAGAAAAAAAGCAUUGGAUAUAAUGGGGAGGGGCUAAACCAUUUAUAUGCCCCCCUUGAGGUGCUUGGAAGAAAGGAGGGAUUUAAUAAUCUUUUGUAAGGCUUUUCUUAGUUGUUGUUUUUGCAAGCAGUGUAUACAUUUUAUGAAAUAUAUAAUAUAAUGGCCAUCCGUCACAGAUACCUUAGCUAAGAUUCCUUGGCGUCCCUUCCAACUCUACAAUUCUACGAUUCUGUGAUAAUAUAAUAUAUUAUUGCCAUUUUCCUCUUUCUGUUAAGUCAAGAGAAUAUCCUCUUUAGGAGAUCCAGGUACAAAUCCUUACUCCGCCAUGAAGCUCACUGGAUGAUUCUCUUCCUCUCCUGCUCUCCUCCUCUCAGGGUUGUUGGGAGAAUGAACUGUUGAGGGUGGGGGAGCAGAAAAGGGAGGAGAUAAAAUUGGGGAAAAUAAAUGAGCCACUGCUUUCUUACCUGCUCCCACAGCAGCAGAAACUUCGCCUCGUCUGAGGAUGCGGAAGUUCUGGGAAGAACAUUCGCAAAACUCCUCAGUGCAGGAGAUGAUGCUGGACUCGGGGGCUCAGCAACUCACACAGGAAGACACCCCAGAGAUCAUUGCCCUCUUGCCUUGCCUGAAAGGACAGGACGUGUUGGAACUGGGAGCAGGCAUAGGGUGAGUCUUAGUGCAGGGAGCAGGUGAUGACCCUACUUCUCCCAGGCCAAAGUCUGGUCAAGCCAUCUCGCUCUCCCCCUUUCACACACAAUGCCUCAUUUUCCUUUCGACAGAUAAAGCUGUAAUAAUGCAAUAAAGCCCCAAGGAUUUCUACUGUCCUUCCAGGGCCAGAGGGGAACCCAGGAGUCCUGCUGUCUCCCUCCCCCCUUCAGCUAUGCAAAUCCUGUAGUUUCAUUUCCAGCAGAACCAGCUCUACCAUUGGGCAGAGGGAGGCAGCUGCCUCAGCCAGCAGAUAGGGAGAGUCCUUUGCUUCAGGCGGCCAACUGUCUUGGCAAGACCUUGAUUUCACCCCACCCCCCAAAAAACCAAGCAACUGACAGCAGAUUGCCUGCCUGAAGGUUUUGCCCCCAGCGCUUGUUGGCUAUGCUGUUCACUAGGAAGAGGGGGGAAAGCAUUUUGUACAUGUUCAGAGGCAUUCAGAGCUGGCCUAGGAUCAUUUGUGGCUUCAGGAGAAGGAUAGUCCACCCCCAAUUUACAUAUUUACACUAAAACCAACCAGAGAAUCUUAUUGAGGUACGGUGGUACCUCGGGUUAAGUAAUUAAUUGGUUCCAGAGGUCCAUUCUUAACCUGAAACUGUUCUUAACCUGAAGCACCACUUUAGCUAAUGGGGCCUCCCGCUGCUGCCACGGCCGCCGGAGCACGAUUUCUGUUCUCAUCCUGAAGCAAAGUUCUUAACCCGAGGUACUAUUUCUGGGUUAGCGGAGUCUGUAACCUGAAGCGUUUGUAACCCGAGGUACCACUGUACAAGUGAGGGGACAUUGCCCUCCCACACACCCAAGGGUGGCAAACAGCUUAGGGGGCACAGGGCAGGCCGCAAAACACACCCAUCUUGUGGGAGGAAAAUAGAAUCCCUGUGAUCCACAUGUGUAGGGUAAAUAAUGAAAGAACCGGCUGGGUGCCUGGAUUCAAAACGUGCAGCUAAACUCAUUCUGCAGCAGGAGAGGGGCCCCGGUAGCAGAGUUUAAAUCCACAAAAGCAAGCAGUAGAAUAGCGUUAGGAAUACAGGCUGUUAGAGCCUUUUAUCCCAUUAAGUCCACUUGCAUACAGCACUCCUCUUGCAUUGAACAGACCACACAUUGUUAAGUCAUUGUUAAAUAACAUCUGUGGCAGUUGCUUCACUCUAAUGCAAAGAUGGGGAAGCUUCUUCUAGCUUGAGGGCCACAUUCCCUUCUAAGCAACAUUCCAAGGGCCACAUCCCUGUGGUGGGCAGGGCCCUUGGGGAGAAUCCCAGCAGACAGAGAGCUCUGUAGGGCCGCAUCUGGCCCCUGGGCCUGAAGUUCUCCACCUCUUGGAAGCAGCUGGAAACUGCUAUGUCAAAUCCAGCAACUUUGCACAUCCUAGAGCCCCUUUCCUUGCGCUCACCCCUGGGGGAACCCCAGAUGCCUUGGAAAAUGCGCUGCCAAUGCAAUGAAGAAGAAGAGUUUGGAUUUGAUAUCCCACUUUAUCACUACCCGAAGGAGUCUCAAAGCGGCUAACAAUCUCCUUUCCCUUCCUCCCCCACAACAAACACUCUGUGAGGUGAGUGAGGCUGAGAGACUUCAGAGAAGUGUGACUGGCCCAAGGUCACCCAGCAGCUGCAUGUGGAGGAGCGGGGAAGCGAACCCGGUUCACCAGAUUACGAGUUCACCGCUCUUAACCACUACACCACACUAGCUCUCAAAACAGUUUCAAAUGAGGCGAAAACAGGCCCUCUGAGCCCGGCUUCGGCUGGGAAGGGUGGGAUAUAACUAAAUUAUUAUUAUUAUUAUUGCCCAUUUCAGGGACGAGGGGAAGAGUAGAGGAGAAAUGUGCUUGUUGGGUUUGAGGCCUAAGACCUCCCUCUCCCUGCUUUUCUGUCAGCCGGUUCACAGCAGCUCUUGCGAAGCUGGCGCACCAUAUCACAGCUGUGGAUUUCAUGGAGAGCUUCCUGGCGCACAACCGACAAGAGAACGGACACCAGCCAAACGUGGAUUUCCUACAGGCCGACGUUACCAGCCUGCAGUUGCCAAGCCAGAGGUAGAAACAGAUUUUAUUGUUGAUUUCAGUGGCGAUUUAUUAUACUUUUUCUCUCUCUUUUGGGGGGCCUUGUGAGCCAAAUGGAAAGAGCUGGUGGGUCUAAUCAGGCCCAUGGGGUGAAGGACCCCCAGCCUGAAGGUCUCUAGACAUCCUGAGCUUCAGACGCAAUGGUCCAAUGCUGGGGUGACAAGUCAAUAAUCACACCAGGGUUGGGGUAAAAGAAAAGAUUUAUUCAGACUGGAGAAAAAAGGCACCAAGUUCCAAAUCCUGCUCAUCUUUUCGCACAAUUUAUACAGUUAACUCCAUAUGUUAAUACUUGCUACGCUUCUAUUGUCAUUUAGUGCAAGCGAUCCCCAUGGCAACCUAAAACUACUUAUUUUUGUCUUAUCUCAUCUUGCAAAACUAGCAGUUACACUGGCUUGGUACACAGGUUAGGGGGUGAUGGGACGUCUGGCAGCUUUCGCUUAGUUUGCUUGUCAGUACAUUUUUGAGGGAAGUGGGAGGGCAAGAGCUAAAUUUGUAUGUGAUGGGGUGCCAGGGUGCUUAUCAGCUUUGGGCCAGCUUUCUGCUGACUAUACAUCGUAGUGUUACAUACCGCUCAAUAGUCCCGAUUUAAGCAGGAUAUCCCGGAAUCACAGAAGCCAAUCCCGGCUUCUGAUUGGAUCCUGGAAUGUCCUAUUUUUGGGGUCUGGUGCUCUAGUGCGUGUCAGCUGGCUUGCGCCAGAGCACCAGAAUGAAAGCCGCUUGUUUUUUGGUCUUGCGGGAACAAAAAGCGAGCAUCUUUUGGUCUUGCGCCCUUGCGCAUGCGCGAGAGCUCAGGACCCAAAAAGAAAAAAGAAGCGUCCCAGUUUUUGUCCCCGGAAUCUCAGAGGGUAUGGUGUUCUUUUGAGGUGGAAAAGUUACAGAGGAGGCUAACCGCCGAGAAGGCCAACGUUCUGUUAGUCUUGAUCCGAGCUAAUGCCUAUUAACUGAGGCAAAAUGGAACCUCUCUGGUUCUCCUUCAUACAAGCUCCCAUCAACGCAGCCUUUAUAGCUGGAGUCGGUCAGGGCCUCCCAGGCCUGGUGGGAAUGGACCAGGCAAGCAAGGAGCAGGCCUUGCAGGAUUCACAGUGAUUUCUCUCUUCUUCUUCUUUAAAUUUUAUUUAUGCUUUUCAGGUUUAGACAUUUCACUAAUUUUAAAAUCAUUGUAACAUUUCAAAACUUGACUUCCUUCCCCCUCUUCCUGCAGUCCCUUAAAUUUAUUUUUAAUAUCUUCUGCAUAUCCAAAUUAACUUAAUUUGCUCAUUUAAUCAUCUACUUUCAAUAUAUACUCUUACGAAACUGCAAUAACCCUGACAAUGUUCUUAUCUGUUUACAAUCUGUUUACAAUUUACAAUCUGGAAAUAUCCAACAAACCAUUUCCAUUCUUUUAUAAAAAAAAAGUUUGUUAUCUUGAUUUCUUAUUGUUCUGGUAUUUUUUUCCAUUUCUGCAUAUUCCAUAAGUUUUUUGUAUCCAUUCUUCCUUUGCUGGGACUUCUGCUUCUUUCUGUUUUGAGGCGAGUAAUAUUCUUGCUACUAUACAUGAAUAAGUUUCUACACAGUUUAGGUAGUUCUGUCCCUAAGAAAAGCUUCUGGGUUGUUGUUUUUAUACAAACGUUGUUUUAAACAUCCUUUUCAAUUCAUUAUAUAUCAUCUCCCAGAAAGCUUUAGCCUUUCUCUCUUCUCCUCCCCCCGUAGCUUCGACCUCAUAUUCUCCAACUGGCUUUUCAUGUACCUGUCAGAUACCGAAGUGAGUGACGUGGCCCAGAAGAUGCUUCUCUGGCUGCGUCCAGGAGGGCGACUUUUCUUCCGGGAAUCCUGCUUCUACCAGUCUGGUCAGUAGUUCCAAUGGGUGAGGGGGCAGAGCAAAGGAGACCAGUUCCCAAGAGACCCUGGAAGGUCCAUAAGUGGAGUUGACAUUCAGUGGGCGGUGCAGUUAAGAAAUGCUCCUGUAGCAAAAUUAACCUUUGAGGCUGAGGGAAAUCUCCAUGCGGCAGUGAGAAAACAAAGGGUGUUUAUUGCUAGCAAUAAUGGCUCAGUGGGAUCACUCUCCUGUUGUGUUCUGAAGGCAAAGGAAAGGACUGGACCCUGAUUAAUAAAAUAGACACGAGGCUUGGCCAGCAAGACUCUGGGAGGAAGUGCGAAUAGCCACUCUCUUGUCCAGGCCGUUUUUAUUAACAAAAGAACUCUUACACAGUGUUUGUAAGAACCAAUCAGAUUUCCUCUGAGGAAUCCUUUUAACUACAAAGAACUACAGUGGUACCUCGGGUUACAUAUGCUUCAGGUUACAUACACUUCAGGUUACAGACUCUGCUAACCCAGAAAUAAUGCUUCAGGUUAAGAACUUUGCUUCAGGAUGAGAACAGAUAUCGUGCUCCGGCGGCACGGCAGCAGCAGGAGGCCCCAUUAGCUAAAGUGGUGCUUCAGGUUAAGAACAGUUUCAGGUUAAGUACGGAUCUCCGGAACGAAUUAAGUACUUAACCCGAGGUACCACUGUACUUGAGCAUGCAUACAAGUUUUAGGCUAAAUAAACAGGAAUCAAGGAGGAAUGCAUUUAACAAACCUGGAGGUCAUAAACAGGCUCUCUCCAAAAGCUGAGCAAGCCAAAAUGGGUGGGGCCUGCUUAAUAUAGGUAGCUGUUAUCUAUUAAGCAAUAUAUAUGCAUAAACUUCCUCCAAUCUAAAGUUACAACACAACACAACUAAUUAUACCAUGUAUGGUCUUGCCUUCAUUACCUAUUCAUUAGGCAAGGAAACAAAGGACUCUAUUUUGUCAAAUGUAGACACUUAGGGAUGUUGUUUACAACCUUGGGACUAAAGCUGCUCCUAGCACAAAGAAAGGCACAAGGCCUCUAGCCUGGCUAGUUAGCUGAGCUUAUAGGUCUCUAUGUGCAUCACCCCAUCACUGAGCAAGGGCCUCUCCCCGACCACUUUGCCCAGCCCUGAACUCUGAAUCCAUUGCAGAGGUUAGAUUCAGUGCCGGAUUUACGUAUAAGCUAAACAAGCUAUAGCUUAAACCCCUGCUCUCUUGGGGGGGCCCCCAAAAAAACCACUGGAUGUACAUUUCCAAAAUAUAAGAUCAAAAAUAAAUAAAACUUACAUACAGCAACAGUGUUUUGUGUAGGCUCCUAUGAUGUAAGAAAUGGGCCCCGCCAGCUAGCCUAGUCCCUAAAAUAUCACUGGUUUGCUCAUUUCUAUAUAUAGGGUGCCUACAUUCUGCAUGUGCAAAUGGCUUUAGAUACCUAUUAGGUCCUAUAAAUUACCAUAUAGCAUAUAUUCAACACAAAAAACAGCAACAAUUUGUUGUUGACAAAGGACAGCUGGACAUAUUAAAGGGCCCCAUUACUUUUAGUAGCUUAGGGCCUCAUCAAACCUAAAUCCGGCCCUGGUUGGUUGCCUAGAAUCAAGCUCCCAAUCCUAUUAGCAUCUUUUCCCCCACAGGAGACCAGCCAAGGGCCUUCAACCCCACUCUUUAUCGAACGCCUGCAGAAUACAAUCACCUCUUCACUUCAGCCCAUCAGACGUGCGGGGACGAGCUCUAUGGAUUUGAGAUAGUCAUGUCCCGAUCGGUGCAAACUUACAUCAAGGUAACCGCCUCUUCCCUUCCCGCCCUUCUGCUCUGAAGCUGCGCCACAUGCGGAGGAGCACAGGAGCACGUGCCGAGGGCCUUCCAUGCAACCACAGCCACCUCUGCAUAGGAUGUCAUCGGGCAGCGAUGGCAUCUGGUGCCCGUUGGAACUGGUGGGAUGGGAAGCAGAGGACGCCCAUAGCUGGUGGAGGCAGCACCAACGCCAGUUGGUUUUAGUUCUGCCUCCGCCCUGUUGAGUUCUACAAGAGCAGCAGCAUUGAGACUCAGGAGAAGGAAGUUGACAGGCAGUGACAGUCCCUGGACAGGAUGGAAGUAUGGAGGCAAACAGGUAGGGGCUGGCUGAGGGCAGGCUAUGGUUUGGUGGGGCAAUACCCUGCUUGCCCAACGAUAGGGCAGGGCCCCCAAAUCGAAGGGUGUGGCUUUUUUGCCACUUAAUUUUUAUUUAGUUUCAUUUUUUAAAAUAUAAAUUAACAUCAGAUUUAAUACAUAAUUUAUAAGUUGACCUCCCACCCUUCUUUCACGGUGUUGUUGUUCCCACCCUUCUAUUCUUCCUUAUGCUUAUUAUUUAUUCCACAGUACUUUCGUUACUAUUAUUUUUAAUUUUCCAUCCGCUGCUCAGAAUUUAAUCCUUCCCAGCGCUUUACUUCUUAGGCCCCAGGCUCUACCCUGGCGGCUUGGUCAGGGGCUCUCGCAGUUUGCCAGGAUCUUGGGGACUAGAAACUUGUUUUAAAAUUCAAAAAGCGAAAAUGAGAUGAUGGGAAUGCCUGUUUCUGGCUUACGCUCCUUUUCACAGAGGAAGCAAAACCGCAACCAGGUGUGCUGGCUUCUCCAGAAAGUCCCCCGAAACCCCGAGGCCACCUGGGGAUACGACACUUUCCAGAAGUUUCUAGACAGCGAGCAGUAUGCCACCCGCAACAUCCGUCGCUACGAGUGGGUCUUUGGGCCUGGGUUCGUCAGCACCGGAGGCCUCACGACCACCAAGGUAUCUGGAGCUGGGGAAGGAAGUGGAGGGCAGGUCCAAGACCUCAGGCUUUGGGGAAACAGGCUAAAGAUGCCAGAAAUUAUUAACAUAGGAGAACAGGUUCCCUCAAACUGGUGCCUUCUGGACGUUUUGCACUACAACUUCCAUCAUCCUUCACCACUGGUCAUGUGGGCUGGGCCUGGUGGGAGCUGGACUCUUAGCAACAUCCUGAGGGCACCAGGUUGGGGAAGUCUGCAGAGAUACUUGCCAAGGGCAUCAGUUGCUGGGGAGAAAUUCUAUUCAUAGAAAUCACAGAAUUGUAGAGUUGGAAGGUAUCCUAAAGAUCAUCCAGUCCAACCCCCUGCAAUGCAGGAGUAUGCAGCUGUCCCAUACGGGGAUCGAACCUGCAACCUUGGCCUUACCAGCAGCAUGCUCUAACCAACUGAGCUAUAUUAGGAAAUUAUAAUAACAUUCCCUUCGAAAUAUGCUCAACAUUCCCUUCGAAAUAAAGUAAGUUUCUAGUCCACAUGGUCUUGAAAAAAAGGACUGGCUUAUAUAGGAAACUGUCUAUUACUGAGUCAGACCAUUGGUCAAUGCAGCUCAGCACUGUCUACACUGGCUGGCAGUGGCUCUCCAGGGUUUGAGGCAGGGGUCUCUCCCACCCCUACGUGGGAUUGAACCUGGGAGCUCCUGCUGCACACAAGGCCAGUGCUUUCCCACGCAGCUACUGCCCUUGCCCUCCUGCCAGAGACCCGCCUACCCCUUCCCCAUCUCUCUACAGGAGCUGGUACGUAUGCUGGAUUUGAAACAGGGCCAACGAGUGCUGGAUGUUGGCUGCGGACUCAGCGGGAGUGACUUCUACAUGGCUAAGGUACAAGCGCAAAUAAACCUUUGAAUAAGAAUGGUGACAGGACGCGGGUGGCGUUGUGGUUAAACCACAGGGCCUAGGACUUGCCGAUCAGAAGGUCGGCGGUUCAAAUCCCCGCGACGGGGUGAGCUCCCGUUGCUCAGUCCCUGCUGCUGCCAACCUAGCAGUUCGAAAGCACCUCAAAGUGCAAGUAGAUAAAUAGGUACCGCUCCAGCGGGAAGGUAAACGGCGUUUCCGUGCGCUGCCCUGGUUCACCAGAAGCGGCUUAGUCAUGCUGGCCACAUGACCCGGAAGCUGUACGCCGGCUCCCUCAGCCAAUAAAGCGAGAUGAGCGCUGCAACCCCAGAGUCGGUCACGACUGGACCUAAUGGUCAGGGGUCCCUUUACCCUUUACCUUUAAGAAUGGUGACAAUGGUUGGCUCUGGCAGCGUCGCAUGGUGCUUCCACAGAGUACAAGAGAAUGGGUCUCUACUCCCAAAGAGCUUACACAACUAAAAUCCAACACAGGGGGGAAGGGGCUGGCUGGAGCUGAUGGACGUUAGCUUCCCCACAGCUUCUGGAGAGCCACAGAUUCCCCAUCCCAGGUUUACAGAGCAGCGGACAAGAAGGAAUGAUGCAAGAGUGCAACUUGUGACAUCGCAGUAUUGCAUCAUCAGCCAUCAUUCCAUCUUCUAUCAGACUGUAUGGCCUUUUUUGACAUGCAUGCCAUCCAUGUUCCUUAUCCCAGAAAACAUGGGUUGACUGUGAGCAUAAGAAAAGCCUGUCUGCUGGAUCAGGCCCAAAGUCCAUUUAGUCCAGCAUCCUGUUCUCACGGUGACCGCCAGAUGUCUGUAGGAAGCCCCCAAACAGGAGAAGUGCUGCUGCAACUCUCUUCACCUGCAAUUUCCAGCAACUGGUAUUCAGAGGCUGGAACACAGCCAUCCCAGCUAGUAGAUACUGAUAGCUGUAUCUUCCAUGAAGUCUAUUUAAGGUUUUAUAGGUCAAAACCAGCACUUUGACUUGGGCCUGGAAACUGACUGGUAGCUAGUGCAGUUGGGCCGAGAUCUGUGUAAUAUGCUCAAACUGCCUUGCCCCAAUGAGCAACCUGGCCACUGAAUUCUGCACCAGCUGAACCGUCUUCAGAGGCAGCCCCACGUCUAACACCUUGCAGUCAUCUAACCUAGACAUCAGAUUACUGCAAUGAGUAGGGCUGACUUAAGACUCUAGUGCUGGCAGUGACGUAGCACGGGGUGGUUGGCCCGGGCACAAAAUUGUUAGGGGCGCAAAAUUUCAACACCUGGUUCUCCCUCAAUGCAGCUAAGCGCUUCCAUCGCUGGGCUCUGUUGAAAACAGCUUCUCCAUGCGAACUAAUAAUAAUAAUAAUAAUAAUAAUAAUAAUAAUUUUAUUAUUUAUACCCCAUCCAUCUGGCUGGGUUUCUCCAGCCACUUUGGGUGGCUCCCAACAGAGGACUAAAACAGAAUAAAACUUCAAACAUUAAAAACUUCUCUAAACAGGGCUGCCUUCAGAUGUCUUCUAAAAGUCAGAUAGUUGUUUAUUUCCUUGACAUCUGAUGGGAGGGCGUUCCGCAGGGCGGGCGCCACUACCAAGAAGGCCUUCUGCCUGGUUCCCUGUAACCUCACUUCUCGCAGUGAGAACUAGGGAGUGACCUCUCCAGACAAUGGAACGACUCUUCUUAUCUCUGUGGCUGUGAUCUCCUGGGUGGCGCGGAUACUGUUAGACAGCUGAAUGUGCAUGCAUUCUCCAUCUGUUUCCCUCUCUCCCACCACCUCCUCUGGGCAGCCCUGGGCACUGGCAACUCACGCUAUGCCACUGAGUGCUGGAAGCUCCUGUUUUCUUCCAUGAUGGCCCCAUAUUUUUUUUACGGGGAGGGAAUUUUUUAAUGGUAUUUUCAGCAGUGACAACAUAAAAAUAUGAAAGCAAGGAUAUAGCAAAAGAGGAGAGCAGAAAGGAAAAAGGAAGGAAGGAAGGAAGGAAGGAAGGAAGGAAGGAAGGAAGGAAGGAAGGAAGGAAGGAAACCAUACAAAACAGGAUUAAACGAUCUCCCAUUCCUAGAAUGUACAUUAUAAAACUCAAAGCAUUAAACCUCCGGACCACCACAUUUUAAGUAAACCUAAAAGAAAAGAAGUUCACAAACAGCCUAUGAUUAUGGUCCCAUCUUUGAGCUAUCAUCUAGCCUUGAGGUGGCCUGACUCUUUCCUUUCCUCCCAAGGAGUUUGGCGUGGAAGUCCUGGGCAUGGAUCUUUCCCACAACAUGGUGGAGUUGGCUUUGGAGCGAGCGCAAAAGGAGACUGGAUCCUUGGUAAUGAUGAGGGGAAAGGGAGGGGGAACCAAAGGAAGCUGCCCUAUUAUACUAGUUACACCUGCUUCAGGUCCACCUGACUGAUAGGGAGCUCUCUGAGGUUUCAGGUAGGGUAGACAUUCCCAGCCCUACCUGGAGAUGCUAGGAUUGAACCUGGGACCUUCUGCACGCAUUGCUGAUGUUCCACCACUGAGCUACAGCCCUUCCGAAUUAAUUAAAGGGAAUUAAAGGGGCAUCUAGACUGUAGCAAACUGGCUCAAUCUCAUGUCAGCAAAUUCAUGUUAAGCUGUUAAAGCUGAUUUGGUGCUUUGGGGCAACAAAGAGAUGGGGAGAGAUUCGUUUUUGUUUGCAUUUAAACGAGAAACUACCCAACUUGCACUUCUCGAAUCGAUACUCAAACCAGAAUACAGCUGUCCUUCACAAAUGCUCACUUCUCUGAGUUUUGAGUUGCAGUUCUCCAACCAAGAACUGUGUACAAGCAUGCACGCAUCAGUAGCAAGUGCGCAUAGAAUGCGCAUAUUCAUGCAAGCAACAAAUAUAUUUUAUAUUAAUUACGUGCAAAAAUAUGUACAAAACUGAAUGCAAAAAUGUGUGUAUUAGGAAGAAAUUUGCACUAAAAUACUGAUGAAUUUUCAUCAAGAUUUUUUAAUGUUUUUAAAAAAUCUCAAAUUGCUACGUAAUUCAUCAAAAUAUAUAUAUAUAUAUUUUAAAAUCCAUAAAUUGAUACGGAAUGCAUCAAGACUUUAAAUUGUUUUUAAAAAUCACAAAUUGCUAUGGAAAUUCGGAGAACUGAAUUUAAAACUGGAAGAAUGAGAAACUGAGACAAACUGAAAUUAACAGAUUCCUUCAUCCCUAACUGCUUCCCCUCUCCCAAACUGGACUUUUUGCAUUAAGGAAAGUUACAGGAAAAAGCACUGGGAAGUGUGGGAUAAUUCUAGUUUCGAAGAAACAUCACUUAACCUCCCCGAAAGCAGAACAGAAAUGAAUGCUCAUUCAAUAGCCAAUAUUGUUGAAUCUCCCUGCAAAGAUAUCAGGAUAAACAGGUCAUCUGGAAGCAGCUAAGCAAGUGAAGGCUGUGUACACACCAUACAUUUAAAAGUACAUCACACACACCUUCCGCAAAAAAAUAAUAUUCUAUGAACUAUAGUUGGUUAAGGUUGCUGGGAAUUGUAGCUUUGUGAAGGCUAAACAGCAAUUCCCAGGAUUCGGGGGCGGGGAGCUAAAAAUGUAUGUUGUGUAGCUCUCUAAGUCAGCCAUCUAAAAGGGCAGAGCUCCUGUUCAUUUCAUGGGAGCUUGGGUGAAAACACUUCCUAGGUCAGGGGUGUCCAAACUUUCUUCAAAGAGGGCCAGAUUCGAUGAAGUGAACAUGCGUGAGAGCUGACCAGAGUUGCUGAGCUUUUUUUAGGAUUGAAUUUAGACAUGCCUGUCCUAGGUGGAUCAGCUGCAAUGCUACUUAGUAGGAGAGGCUGCUGAUUGGAUUUCACUCUGAAACAUUCUUGUGCCGGCUCUGCUUCUAGGUGCAGUUUGAAAUUGGCAAUGCCACGCGAAGGACGUUCCCAGAGAACACCUUUGAUGUCAUCUACAGCCGGGACACUGUCCUGCAUGUGCCAGGCAAGAGUGCUCUCUUUGCAAAGUUCUUGGUGAGUCUCCUGCCUCUUAACAUGCAGAAAAAUACAAGCAAUUCAGCCUCGCAUCAUUGGGGGCAGCCCUCUGGCAGAAUCCAAAAACUGUGUUUUCCCCCAGUGCCCUAAAAUGAAGCAGCGCUCAGAGUACAUGGGAAACAGCAGUACUUUAUUUUAUCAAUGCCCUUAACAAGCAGUUCGUGCCCAAUGGGUUUGGGAGGGCUAGGCUUGCCAUGCGUCAGGAGAAACCCUGACGUGUCCUGGUUUUCAGGUGUGAAGGGGAAAACCCGCAUGUAUGGCAACGCGAUGGAAAAAGCAGCAGAAACAGUUCCCAAAGCUCGACAAUUUUGGGUUCUUCCUUAAAAAAAAAAAAAAGCUCACCAACUUUGCAGGUGUUAGGAAUUUUGCUUUUUGAAAUACGGCAACUGUAGGUAGGGCAGAAGGCAGGAAGGCUGAAAUUAGGUGGCGAUAGGGCCAAUCACAUUCUGGUUUUGCCCCUAUCUUCCUGCUGAGUUCUGUGAGGAAACACACACAAACAGGAAGCAGCCUUUGGUGUAAACAAAACAGAGGGCUUAUUCACACUUACGCUUGUCCAGCUGCUUCCCCCAGGAAAAACUGCUCUUUGGUGUUCAGUUGGAGCAAACAGCAAUCUAUAUUUUCCCCGGAUCGACGUUUGUUCCAAUUUAGCACUAAAGAGCAGGUUUUCCCCAGGCAAGGAACAGGGCAAGGGGGAAACCACUCUGACUUGUGCUUUCCAGGCACACCUCAAAUGCAUCAUCAACACCUUUUGCCGUUCUAAUGCCUCUCUCCCAGGUGAGACCUUAGCUUGGAAAGAAAACUUAGUCUAUAUUUUUCCACUGGCCUCCAGUCUUCCUUUCAGUACUCCAAGCAAUCAAAAUCCUACCAUUUAGCAACUUCUAGGGUUUAAAGAGUCCCCCCUUCCCUGCAAAUCUAUAACACCAUGCUGUGAACCUCCCUGAGAUCUAUGGAUAAAGAGUGAAUAACAACAACAACAACAACAACAACAACAACAACAACAACAACAACAAAUUAAUAAUAGUAUGCAGUCAUACCUCGGGUUACAGCCACUUCAGGUUGCGUCUUUGCGGGUUGCGGACCGCCGAAACCCAGAAGUACCAGAACGGGUUACUUCCGGGUUUCAGCAGUUGCGCAUGCGCAGAAGUGCCGAAUCACAACCCGCGUGUGUGCAGACACAGGUUGCGAAUGCUGCGGGUUGCGAACGUGCAUCCCGCAUGGAUCACGUUUGCAACCCGAGCGUCCACUGUAAUUAUAAUGAUGGUAUUCUGGAUCCUUUUGAUCAAACUGCGGCAGGCAGUGGAAGACAGAAGUGCCUGGCAUGCUCUGGUCCAUGGGGUCACAAAGAGUCAGACACGACUAAAUGACUAAACAACAACAACAACAACAACAACAACAACAACAUUCAACAACACCAGCACCCACCGCCCUCAAAUCUUACCCAGCCAUCUCUCUGUCUCCUCUCUAGUCGUGGCUGAAGCCAGGCGGGCAGCUUCUCAUCUCUGAUUAUUGCUGUGGGCCUCACCCCUGGUCAAAAGCUUUCAUGGAGUACGUCAGACGGAGGGGCUACAGCCUUCUCACACCCUGGGAAUAUGGCCAGGUAUGGGUGUGUGUGUGUUUGUGAAAGAAGGCAGGCAAGUAAGUAGGCCAUAGCAGGUGUUUUACUUAGAUUAAGGCUACGUACCCUAUUUGUAGCCCCAAAACAUAGCUUUUCUCAAUCCAGAAUCGUUCAUGAUCAUCCUUAACGUGCUGCUUUCAAUCUAGGGCAGGGGUUUUCAACCUUUUUGAGUCCAAGGCUCCCUUGACCCACUGCAUUCUUUCUGUGGCACCCCUGUGGGGCUCCGGAGCCCAGUUAUGUCACCCCUUGCCUGCAGAGCCCACAGCCUCUCACCCUUUUUCGAACACCCUCCCUUGUGUUUAGGGUUCCCUCAGCCUCUUUUCCUCUCCCCUCUCCUUGGGAGUCCUUUGGCCAGCCGCUGCUGCCACUCCUGGUCUCUGAGCUGCUCCCCACGCCCACCCCAAAGAGAGGUGUCUCCUCACACUGCCCCACCAGGGCCUGGGGCUUGUCUGUCCAUUCCCAACAGCACGGGCUGGAGGGCUGGCUGGCUGGGCUCCCUCACCUGCUUGCUUGCUUACUCCGAGGCCACCUCAGCUCCUGGCAACCAGCACCCCUUGGCCAGCCCCAGAGGCACCAUUCGCCUGGGGGGCUUGUAGCCAGGGCUGCUGCAACAAACAGCUGUGCAAGCCUUUGGGAGGCAGAGACGUGAGAGGGCAUCAGAGGGAGGGAGGGAAAGAAGGAGGGACAGAGGCCAGUGUUGCCCAAGGCACCCCUGAGCACCAUUCAAGGCACCCUAAGGCAUAGCUGUCAACUUUUCCCUUUUCUUGUGAGGAGUCCUAUUCAGAAUAAGGGAAUUUCCCUUUAAAAAAGGGAAAAGUUGACAUCUAUGCCCUAGGGUGCCACAGCACACUGGUUGAAAACCACUGCUGUAGGGAAUGUGAUCGUAUAAACAGGCUCCCGAAAGGCUGGGUGUGGUAGGGGUGGGAGCCAUUGAUUCUGGCAGAGCUGAAUUCAGAAAGGUCCCUCACCUCUCAUCCUCAUUGCCAACACCUUCCAGGUGCUGCAGGAGGCUGGAUUCAGGCAGGUCCAGGCGUUGGACUAUACAGAGCGGAUGCUGUCAGCCUUGACUCAAGAGCUGCAAGAGCUGGAAAGAAGUUGGCAGCAAUUUGUCCAGGUGGGUCGGCAGAUUGGAGAUGAAGCAGCCUAGAGCUGAGCUUGUCUCUCUCCCUGUGUGGCUACACACACACACACACACACACACACACACACACACCUGUUGAAAACUGACAGACUUGGACCACAGGCAGGAGCAGCCUGUCCUGUUUCGUCUCCCCUCUGCCAAAGCCUCGCUUACCAGGGUCACACGGCUUUGGCUUCCAGCUUCCGGGGAGAUCUUGCCGAAACCUGGAAGCCAGAGUCACUUCUCCGGUGACAGGGAAAAAGCGAGCAGAAGCAGUGGUAAGAUGUCGCCGGAAGCUGCCUCUGCCGCUUCUCACUUCUCUGGUGGCAGGAGCAGAGAACUGCCCUGGGAUUCCGCCGCCCGAGGCAGCUGCUUCAGUCUGUCUCAUGGGUGGGCUGGCCCUGACCAAUGAUGGCGCCAUGAAAACAAAUAUUGGGAGAGAGCAAGGGCAUUUCGGAGGACUGGGCAAGCAGUUGAAAAGGGCCGAAGUAGAACCAGUGACCUAGGCUGGGGUACAAUCUGUCCUUUUUAUCAUGUGGCAUUAUGGCCACUCAAAGUAAAUAAUGCUGUGGUGGUCAUCUUUGGCGGAGGCGAGGCAGGAUUUGUCCUUUUUAUCAAAAUGCAGGAGAAGCACUUUUAGAAUAUGAUGUUUUAAGCUUUAGAACUUCUCUCUCUCUCUUUUUUACAGUUGUAAGUUGCUUCGAGACCUUUUAUGAGCAACAAAUAGGUGUAAUUAAUUGUAAUAAUUAAUUUAUUUGCCGGGAGCUCCAGGCAAGCAGAUUUCAGACAAACAUUAGGCAAAACUUCCAAGGGAGCGGAGAGCGGGCAGUAUAAAUAUUUCUACUGCACCAUGAGGACAUUUACAAUUCCUUCUUGUUCUCUGUUUAUUUACAGCAUUUAUAUUGUGCAUAAUCAUAGCAUUUCUGAGCAGUGUAAAUAAAAACAAACCAUACGGUGAUGGGGGGGACAACAUGAUUCAGUUUGAAUUUAAAGACGAACCUACCUAAUUUGCACUAACUGGAACAAUAUGUGAACUGAAACAGAACUAUUCUUGGAAAUUUGCACUUUUCUGGAUUUUGCAAAGCAGUUUCUAACCAAGCAACGUGUACAAAAAUGCAAAAAUGAAGGUAAGGUGUGCAUAAAAAAGCACACCUUGGUGAACGUAAGCAUAAAAAAUGCAUUUUGAGGGGAAAUAUAAAUAUAUGGGGAAAGAUGCUUUGCAAAAAUGCAUGCAUUAGGCAGAAAUACUGAAGAAAAUGUGUAUGUUGGGAGAAAUUUGUACUGAAAUGCUGAUGGAUUUUCACGAGGACUUUAAAAAUAAGUCCCCAAACUGAUGUGCAGGUGGAAACAACUGAACUUAUGCUUGGAAAAAUGAGAAACUGGAAGAAACCUCAAUUGACAGAUCUGUCCCCUGCCUAGACAGAGAACAAAACAAUAAAUUUCACCCCACCAGGGAUUGUGAGUGACUCUUCUCUUUCUUCUCUGCCUAGGAAUUCUCAGAGAGCGAGUUUGAGUCCUUGGCCUCUGGAUGGAGGGAGAAGCUGCAGCGCUGUGCGGAUGGGGACCAGCGCUGGGGGGUCUUCUAUGCUCUGAAGCCGCAGUAGCUGCUGCCCCACCCCCAGCCUGGGGCGGUGAACUCCUGUCCAGCUCCAGGAGCUUUUUGGCCCAGCAAGCUUUUAAUAGCAUUUACUUGUGUUUUCUUCCUACUGCUGCCUGGUCAGGUUUCAAGUCUGGAUCCACUGCAAGAGUUUGUAAGAAACUUUGCCUUCCAGUCUGGAUUUUUGCUGGCCUUUCAGUCAGAUUACUUGGCUUUGCACUAUUCCAGGUCUGGCUGCAAGUGUGGAAGGAUUUCUCUUUCUCUCUCUGUUUCUUUCCUUCUUCCCUCCUUCUUUCCUUUCUUUCCCUCUUCCUGGAACGAUCCCCUCCUCUCCCUCCGCAUCUCUGUUCCAUCUGUUUCGGUUAUUAAAAACUUACUACAUUUUCUUUA